Molecule: messenger RNA, 3976 nt
Organism: Candoia aspera
Lineage: Eukaryota; Metazoa; Chordata; Lepidosauria; Squamata; Candoiidae
Gene: SLC9B2
Product: solute carrier family 9 member B2
Exons: 12
Coding region: 258-1883 (541 amino acids)
Biological process (GO): proton transmembrane transport
Cellular component (GO): membrane
Molecular function (GO): antiporter activity
Source: RefSeq, a predicted model, not a curated record
AAUAUCGGCGGAGCGGCCUCGGACCGGGGAACCAGGCAAAGGGUUAGAAGGCAGCCGGCGCCAAGUAGGUGCGCUGCAACCUUCAGCUGCAUUUUCCACCCGCCCGGCUUGAACGGCUUGGCAACCGGGACGGCCCGUCUUCUGUUGACAGCAGGCGAAGCUGUUAGCCAGGGGAUCAGCCACCGCCGCCGUGGUGAUCUCUGGAAGGUUUCCUGAUCAGUCGCUCUCCCGGAGCUCGUUGGGCUAGGUUGAUCAAAAUGACAGAAGACCCAAUGUCAGAAAGUUGGAACUCAACAACACUAUCUGCAAAUGCUAGCAAUAAUGUAAUUCCCGUGCAUGAAGCAACUCAGGUCGUCAGUAUUUUGGACUCCAGAGCCCCCAGUGGCAUUGUACCAACAAAAGAAACAGCUCCAUUGAACAGGUGCAAGCAACACCCCCAGGGAUCUCUGGCCAAGUUAAAGACCACAGGAAGAAGAAUAUUUGCUUGUCCUCCACAAGGCAUCCUUGCCAGAAUAGCAACAAAUGUGGUAGCAGUAGUACUGAUCUGGGCUGUAAUCUGGUCUAUUACAAACCGUGAAAGUCUUCCUGGUGGUAACCUCUUUGGACUUUUAUUCCUCUACCUCUUUGCGGUAAUUGGUGGUAAAAUUAUGGGCUUAAUUAAAUUUCCUGGUCUGCCUCCACUCCCUCCCCUUUUGGGAAUGUUGCUUGUUGGAUUUCUUCUUAGAAACAUCCCAUUAAUCUGUGACAUAGUCCAGAUCAAUGUGAAAUGGGGAGCCUCACUGAGAAGUAUUGCUCUCUCAAUUAUCUUGGCCCGUGCUGGCCUUGGCCUGGACCCAAAGGCUCUGAAAAAACUAAAGGCCGUCUGCUUUAGAUUAAGCUUGGGACCCUGCCUCAUAGAAGCAUGUAUAGCAGCUGUCGUAUCUCAUUUUCUCAUGCACCUGCCAUGGCAGUGGGGAUUUAUACUUGGAUUUGUCCUAGGUGCUGUGUCUCCUGCUGUUGUAGUCCCCUCAAUGCUGGUUUUACAAGCAGGAGGAUAUGGUGUUGACAAAGGUAUCCCAACUUUGCUAAUGGCUGCAGGAAGUUUUGAUGACAUCCUGGCUAUUACAGGUUUCAACACCUGCUUAGGGAUAGCAUUCUCUUCAGGCUCCACCCUUGAAAAUGUCCUUCGAGGUCUAUUAGAAGUUGCAGUGGGUAUAGCAGCUGGUGGACUUCUAGGCAUUUUUCUUCGUUACUUUCCCAGCAAGGAUCAGGCAUAUCUUGUAUGGAAGAGAGCAUUCUUUGUUAUAGGCCUAUCAAUGUUUGCAGUUUUUGGCAGUAUGUAUUUUGGCUUCCCUGGAUCUGGAGGAUUGUGCACAAUUGUCUUGGCAUUUCUGGCUGGAUUAGCAUGGUCUGAUGAGAAAAAAGAGGUAGAAAAAAUUAUUAAGGUUGCAUGGGAGAUUUUCCAACCUUUUCUUUUUGGUUUAAUUGGAGCUGAAAUAGCUGUUGCAUCUCUUGAUCCUCAAACAGUUGGAUUCUGCAUUGCCACACUGGCUGUUGGACUGGUAGCCCGAAUUACAGCCACAUUUGUGUUGGUGUGUUUUGCUGGCUUUAAGCUGAAGGAGAAAAUAUUUAUUUCACUGGCUUGGAUCCCCAAAGCCACUGUGCAGGCUGCAAUUGGUUCAGUUGCCUUAGAUACAGCACGGGAGCAGGCAGAUAAACGAUUAGAGAAGUAUGGCAUGGAUGUCUUGACAGUUGCUUUCCUGGCAAUCUUAAUCACAGCUCCAAUUGGAGCUGUAAUAAUUGGGUUGGCAGGGCCCCAACUUCUCCAAAAGGCUGCUGAUACCAACAGAGAAGAUCAUAUAUAUGAAGAAAGAGAAGAAAUAGAAAUACACGGGCCAGCAUAGGGAAGUGUGAGCGCAGCCCACAGAUUACCUACACUGAGACUUCUUAGGAAUCAUGGUGUCUACAAGUAACCUAUAGAAGUUUGAAGGCCUAUAAGAUACACUGUAGAUCUUUCAAAUAUAUGUAUAUAUUUUUUAAGAUGAGACCUGUUGGAGUUGUUUAGUUAGUCAGAGCCAGUGUUAGUCAUAGUUUUUCGUAGGUUUACUUUUGGUGGCUAGCAGUUCAUUAGGUAAAGAGAAGGUUAGUGGCUACUGAAUUAUUUAAAGUACCUGAAGGAGAAGAAUAAAUAAAGCUGUUGAGGUUAAACAUACCUGGGUUAACAGAAGUCUUCUAGAUGCACUGCCUGGGUGAGAGCUAGGGAUUACUGAUAAAGACUUCCAUGCCUCCCUCUUGUGGUGGGAAAAUAGUGGGGAUUGAGAUUUUUUUUUUACUGGUAGGGACUUUGGUAGCCUGAAGUCUUCUCUGAGGGAUAAGUUGGUAAGGGUAAAUUAGUGUAGUUAAAGUAGAUUAUACGCAGAUAAUGUUGAAGAGAAUUGGUGUGUUAGGGGUGUAAAUGGUGGGUGCCAGGCUAAAAAUGUCCUUAAGAGGUAGCUGUUGCCUGGGGUAUGUGUGUUGGGUGAGAGCAUGGCAAGAUAAAUAGGAAGAAAGGAAUGUUGUGAUGGGGCCCACCUGUGGAUUAUGACAGGCAGAGGUAGGUAUGGCAGGAAGCACCAGCUCGACUAUUACAGGAAAAGAGAGACCCAUAUAUUUGUGUAGGUCUCUUCUUCUAAGCCAGAUAUUCCAGACCAGGGCCCAGGUGGUUGAAUUGCUGGGCAUCUUGGCCUCCAGUUACUGCUGGAAAAUGACAAGUCAGUGCAAAAUAAGACCAUGUCCAUCUACGACAUGUUGGUGGAUGAAUCUGCUGACUUGGUGUAAAUUACUGAAACCUGGGUGGACAAUGAUGGGGAUGUAGCCCUGUUGCAAAUUCGCCUUGCUGGUUUUCAGAUCAUGCAGCAGCUGUGACACUGUGGCCAAGGAGAAGAGGUUGCUGUGAUGGUACAAGACACCUUUGCAGUGAUGAGGAGCACUGUUCCAAGGGUGAUUAGAUACAAAUGCCUGUAUAUGACAUUGGGCUAUAGAAAGCCCUCCAUGAAUUUCUGGAUGUCAUCUCAGGGAUGGUGAUGGGCCUCCCAAGAUUGUUUGGGGGAAUUUUGAGCUUCAUGCCCUGGAAGAGAGGUUCAGUGUAUUUCAUGAGUUUAUGGUGAUCAUGGACCUGCCUCAAGUAAUCCCAGUGCCAACAGACGUAAGUGAAUAUUCAUUAGACCUGGUCUUUUCUUUGGAGCAAAUAAGACAACUGGAGAUGGAGGACACUGAUACCUAUUGUCUGCCACGGUCAGAUCACUUCCUCAUCAAAUUCAUAGACACCCAACUCUUCCAUAUACAUGGUAAACCUUUUCAAUUGGUGUGCUCCAGAACCUGGAUGGAUUCCAGUGGACUUCAGAGGAAAUGUGAAGGGUUUCCUGAUAAACUGGUGAAUUAUUGUGUUUUGUGUCUGGCUGACCUAUGGAUCCAGCUGUUUCUGACAACUGGGGGGGGUACUAAUUUUGUAUAUGUUCAUUUUUUUAUGACCUACUCUGUUGUACAUUGCCCAGUAUAUACAGAUUGAAGUGGGCUACAAAAAUUAUAAAAUAAAUGAAUACUAUUGAAAAAUACAUUUUUAUUCAAUCAAUAUCCAAAUGUGCCUUCAUCCUUCUGGAGAAGAGCAGUCACAAGCACACUGCAUAAUUUGGACCUGGUAUUUUAUGGAUGAAAUAAACAGCAGCCAGAUUUGGAGAUAUGAGUGCUAGCUAAGAGUAGAGAAGUAAGUAUUUCAUAUGGCUUCCAAGUACUAAGCAUAGAAGAAAAACACAUGUAGGAUCAAUAAUGGGAGGAAAUAAUAUAAGACUAAAUUUAGGAAGUUCAUAAUAGCUAGUAAAAGCUCAUCUGUUAUUUUCAGUAGAUAAAGGCAGUAUCUUGUGCUACUGCUGGUUGCGUACCAUUUUUGGAAUAAUUUUGUGCCAUCCUAGAACUGAUUGUUUUCCUUAUAUAUAAAACAAAGUGGCUUAAUGAGCAUUCA